AUCAGAAAAUGUGCUCCAUGGUCAAAAAAUGGCAGACCAUGAUUGAAGCUCAUGUUGAUGUCAAGACUACGGACGGCUAUUUGCUUCAUCUCUUCUGUGUUGGUUUUACUAAAAAACACAACAAUCAGAUUCGGAAGACCUCUUAUGCUCAGCACCAACAGGUCCGCCAGAUCCGGAAAAAGAUGAUGGAAAUCAUGACCCAAGAGGUGCAGACAAAUGACUUGAAAGAGGUGGUCAAUAAAUUGAUUCCAGACAGCAUUGGGAAAGACAUAGAAAAGGCUUGCCAGUCUCUCUACCCACUCCAUGAUGUCUUUGUUAGGAAAGUAAAAAUGCUGAAGAAGCCCAAGUUUGAAUUGGGAAAACUCAUGGAGCUUCAUGGUGAAAGCAGUAGUUCUGGAAAAGCUACUGGUGAUGAGACAGGUGCUAAAGUUGAACGAGCUGAUGGCUAUGAACCACCAGUUCAAGAAUCCGUUUAAAAAUCAGACUUUGAUGAC
Messenger RNA from Talpa occidentalis (Iberian mole), 494 nucleotides. Its product is annotated as 40S ribosomal protein S3a-like. Gene Ontology annotation, cellular component: ribosome; cytosol. The record is from RefSeq and is a predicted model, not a curated record. NCBI's taxonomy places the organism in Eukaryota, Metazoa, Chordata, Mammalia, Eulipotyphla, Talpidae. The coding region runs from base 9 to 476 and encodes 155 amino acids. The transcript has a single exon. Gene Ontology annotation, molecular function: structural constituent of ribosome. Gene Ontology annotation, biological process: translation.